Molecule: messenger RNA, 1380 nt
Organism: Vicia villosa (hairy vetch)
Lineage: Eukaryota; Viridiplantae; Streptophyta; Magnoliopsida; Fabales; Fabaceae
Exons: 4
Coding region: 206-1039 (277 amino acids)
Biological process (GO): regulation of flower development
Cellular component (GO): nucleus
Molecular function (GO): protein binding
Source: RefSeq, a predicted model, not a curated record
CCAAAACCUUUCGAUAUUUUCAUUAUAAAGUUCUUGACAACAACAUUGUGUCGUCAGUUUCCUACUUUGUCCUCAUGUUACAUAUGUUACAUCACUCUUCCAAACUCCUCUUUGGAACAUAACAUCCCAAGUUUAUUCCCUAUUUACUCACCAUUUUGCUUUUUUCUUUGCUCUUCUCUUACUAGAGUGUUUUUGUGUUGCAAAAAUGUAUAGAGAGAAUGGUCUUCUUUUCCCAUGGCCAUAUCUAAACAAUUGCUCUCAAGAGCUUCAUCAGCUUGAAGAGUACUGCAAAACUCAGAAGUUCAAUGCUUCAAUGAGUGACAUUGUUCAGUUUUCUGCGAUGUCCGAGUAUGAUUUUGCAGCUGAAGGAGAUUUGUUCAAAGCACCUGAACCAAUUAUUGAAGAGUCGGAGAUUGAUCCGGAUCUCAUGACAGCAGCCAUCUCAAUGAUAUCUUGUGACGAAGAUAUAAAAUCCACAGAUAUUUCUAUUCUUCAAAACGAACAGCUUCUCAGCGAUGUAUUCUACGAAUGCAAGAAAGAUCUCCUUGAAAAGACAGCUAUUGAGUCACCACUUUCUGAGAUUCUGGAAAUUAAAAUUCCUCUACUGAACAUCGAUGAGAAUUCAGUUCAAGAAAACAAGCCACUUCCUGAUAUUCCAUUAUUACCAAAGAGCGUCAGCUCGGGGAGUUUAAGUUCGAUGGAUUGGAUGCAUGGAUCUGCAAUGAAACCUGCUUUGUUUGGUGUCCCGGGAAUAGAUUUUGACGCGGUUUAUGGCAUGCGAAGAUCAUUUAGUGAAGGAGAUAUAAAGACUCUUGGCAACAGUAAUAAUAUGACCACGGUCCAAUCUUCCCGAGAGAGGCCCUUUUCUUGCAACAACGAGGAGCGCUUACAAAAGCUCUCUCGAUACAGGAACAAGAAGACAAAGAGGAAUUUUGGGAGGAAAAUCAAGUAUGCUUGUAGGAAGGCUCUAGCUGACAGUCAACCAAGAAUCCGUGGAAGAUUUGCAAAGAAUGAAGAAUGUGAGGCUAAGAGGGAAUGAUGUGAUCAAGAUAUUGAAUGAAGAUCUGAGCAUAAUGUGAUUGGAAAUGGAAAUAUGUGUGUAUAGACUUGGUGGAGGAGUUGUAUAAGUUGAACAAAUAAAGUAGAUGUUAAAUUUGUUAGGUAGUUCAUAUCUUCUAGGUCUAGAUAUGUAAAUAGGUUUGUUGAAUAAGAGAUGGGGGCAAAAAGGUGCUCUCAUCCCAUCACAUGUAUAUAUAUAUGAUCAAUGAUCAAAAUGAAUCAAUGUGUGUGAAAUUACAAUAUCUUGAAAAAUGUUAGGUGCACUUUUAAGAAACAAAGUUGAAUUGUAUGAAAUGGUGGGGUGGGGAAAAAGUGUAUUUA